Molecule: messenger RNA, 3597 nt
Organism: Aphanomyces invadans
Lineage: Eukaryota; Oomycota; Saprolegniomycetes; Saprolegniales; Verrucalvaceae
Exons: 5
Coding region: 29-3229 (1066 amino acids)
Source: RefSeq, a predicted model, not a curated record
CCGCGAUGGUGCCGGCGACACCACGACGAUGGAGAUCGGAUGCAGAAUAGUGACCAAGCGACCCACACGCACGAGCCCAACUCGGCAGCGACAGUCGUUGCAACAACCGUCGGCAGCGUCGAUGCGGCCGCAGUCCGCCAAACUAAACGCGAAGUUUCAUGACCUCGCUCUGCGGCCAGAGAAGAAGAAACGUGGACGACCAACAACUGCAAAGUCACGCGACGUCAAGUUCACGCCAGAGUACCCCCAGCGAGGGCAGCACCGCAACCAUCUCGACAGAAUCCACGACACUCGAAAGCCUACCGCGACCGCCGAAUUGUGGAGCGAUGAAGAAGACGACGAUGGUGGCGUUCUUGGCGAUGACCCAGCCAUCUCCAAUACGAUCGUCGCAGCCCCAAACUGUUCCAAGCUCAAGAUGACGGUGGUGCAAUCCAUCCUGCAACGCGAGGAGUGCCUUGCCACGAUUGUCGAGCGCUGUCGAGAAGGUAGAUGGGGAAGUGAAGGCACCGGUCAGAUUCUUCCGCUGCUGGUGCCACUGCGGCUGCAUUCGCUGGCGGUCGUCGAGAGCAUCCAGCGGUGGAAGGCGGCUGCCAACAACCGAGCGUUCGUAUGGGAUGACGCGAGCUAUCUGCACAAAAUGACGACCGAUACGGACAUAUUGGAUCAGUAUUUGUCGCUCGAGCUCGGGUUCCCAGUCGUUCGGAAUCCUUUCUUGUCGUCGAUGGCGCUGGACACCCCGCAAUUGACAUUGCUUGUGUGCUGUCCACACAAACCACACCGAACCGACCACGUUGUGCAAUGUAUCGCGCGGCGGUUGCAUUUUGGAGAUCUCGAGCCAGGCGACAUGACUCUAAAUGCGAGGGUGAUCUCGGCCUUGGUGGCCAUCGUGAAAGAGGAGAUGGAGCGCCGACUCGAUGAAGAAGCCACCAAAUCCACCCACCCACACAAAACGUCGUGUCACCUCGACAUAUUGACUUUGAACGUGGAACCUGAAUCGGAAGGUCCGGUGGUUGCCGCGCAGAACAAGCACACUCAGAGGCAGCAGCUCUUGCAUCAAACGGCGGCGUCGUCGAGACAGCUAUCUGUGGAGAAGCAACGUGCCAGCCCUUCGAAACAAAACCAUCAAGAUAUGCCACUUCAAAAGCCUUGCACAAACCGACUGGGAAACGUGCCGCUGGGUGCCUCAAUCCAGGCGAACGCCGUGCCACUCAAUGACGAACCCGUGAACGCCGACCUGCGCCGCAUCUUUGCCUUGUGCAGCGACGUGACUACCGCAGCAAGUCAUUUGCAAAGACAAUUGCAUGUCCUGGACACCGUCACACAAGAUGCCACUACCGCGACGAACAGUCAUGAACGAAUGGUACCCCUGCGGUCUUCUCUACCGUUCCACGCCUCGUCACUGGCAACGCCAGGAGUGGGCGACUCGACUUCGGCCGAACUCCCCUUGCCAAACCUGUCCAGUUCAUCAACCACCGCCAUCCUCGGCAAUCAAGACAACCUGACGUCGUACAUCGACACGCUCUCGGCUCGCAUUGCUCGGUUGCGGGCGCUUGACGCAGAUUCUGCCUUGGACACAGACUACGUACACAUAGCCCAUCCAAGGCGGGACUCAAUGAACGACGACACGUCGCCGCUGCCGAUUGAACCAAGGUUGCACGGCGCAUCGUUCAAGCAGUCGAGCGAAGCCCCAUCUCUAGAAAAAUUUGGUGUGAAGCGAAUGGUCGAUAUGCAGCACAACACGCAAGCCAAGACGCAUUCGACCAACUCGCUAGACCCGUCCAGUCGUCGGAGCCCUGUCGCUUCCAAGAAAUCGGCCAAACCACACGACCGCAGCGACAAGGCCGUGGCAACGCAAGCUCUCUUCACAUGUUCCAAACAGAACCGAGUAGCAUCGUCGACGCGAUCAACGCCAUUGCGAACCUCCCUCGGCCGCACAUCAGACGAGAUCGCUGAAGAUGCCAACAAUCCAGGGAAUGUUGUGCUGCAUCCCAGUCCAGUCCAAGCGAAACGCGACAACUCUCGCACAGGUCAACCCCCCCGCCAAAACAAGCCACGAAUGCCCUACGAAGCAAUCGAUGUGGACCAACCCGUCGCCGACAAAAGACCUGUCUCCAAGAUAAUUCCACGUGACGCCGAGCACGCCCGACGCCGAAAGACCGGAGACCACCGCAUGCACUGCGUGGCCCAGCACCGCGCUGCACUCCGCUUGCAAGCGUGGUGGCGCUACAUCCUAAGGCAGCGGUCACGGUACCAAAGUCGGCGGUGUCAAGCGUUUGCUGUCCAAACGAUUGAAUGGGCGUACAUGCGUCACCGCCGGCGUCGUCGUUCAUGCGUUGACCAGGGCGGGCGUAGCGAAGACGAGAAGCACGCAAAGGUGGCAACAAUGCUGCAGGAAUGGGCACGUCGUCGGACGGCCAUACGACGCGAGUGGCGCGCUCGUUGCUACAAGAAGCACCGAGAGGUAGCAGGACGUUCGAUUCAAAGAUCAUGGCGGGAAUAUCGGCAACACAAGACUACCGCCAUCGCAGCGAUGGUUGAAUGCACCUGGAAAAGAAUGGUGACCAGCGUGUGGACACACGUGUGUGCGAGAUCCCAUGCGGCUGCGACGAUCCAAAGGAGUUACUUGACGUGGCAAUUCAACCGGCAAGCCCAUCUCCAAGCAGCGAUUAUCGAGGCAGCCCCACCGAUUGCGGUCGUCGCACCACAACCAUCCAUUCUUGCAGAAACCAGUCGGGGGUGCAUUCCGCCACUAUUGACCACCAUCGAACGUACCAUUCAAGACCAGUACGCUGACGAAGGAUUCGAGUCCGAUGCGAGCGGCGGUCGUGACCACAACGCCGACCCAAGCUCAACCCGAGGCGACAUCUGCCGCGCAACGCCAAACGAUUGUGGCGACGACAACGUGUACACCGACGACACGAUUCCUGAAGACGUUGAUCCGAAAGCGGUUUUGAUGCCGUACUUUGUCCUGUGGAUGACAAAUCGAUUGCGACGCAUACAGUACCGGGACCUGGUCCGCCGCGCCAAGCGUGAGCGGGUGCGGCUGGCAUGUAAGACGUGGCACGACCAAAGUCGGCGCUCCCGUCGAGUCCGCACCGCGUUUCGGGCCUGGAACGACCAAACCCAAUUUGAAAAGGACAAGCGCGUGCAGACCCGCAAUGAGUUUGCUCUGUCCGCCAAGGCGUGGAAGCAGUUGCAGCGAGGCAAGCUCGCUGCCAAACCAACCUAACGCUGUGAGCAGCAUGGGGAUGGUGCCAUCGAGAAAACUCGCCUGCAGCGACUUCGACCGGUCCGUUCCAUGGCACCCACGCAUGACAAAUAGACGUAGAUUACUUUAGAUUCGAGAGGGGCCGACUGGUCUGGCGAUGCAGGGGCGCAGCCGGAGGAGGAGCGGUGCCGUCCGCCAUGCGGUGUUCGUAAAAGCACUUGGACCCAAACGGACAAGUCCCCCUGCGCAACACGCGUCGUCCGUGAGAUGCUUUCAUGUUGUCCAGUCGACAGUUGGAACCGUACCGGCCUUGGGCAAACAGCCGGCAUGGGAUUUGAGCGACGUUUGUCUAGAUAAUUUGGAAUUGAGUGGACGAUAUCGAGACCGAA